AUGUCUCAGUACCCAUCCUGGGGGACUCAGCCAUGGAGGGGAUGGGGGGCUGCCUGCCCGCACUCGCCGCUUCCCCCUCCCCGGCUCCGCGAUGCUUUAAUCACAUUUUCAAUUCAAAUCUGCUGCUAUUUGAUCCGCCGGGGGUUGGCGGCGGGGAGAGGGGGGAGUAUUUUUAGCUGUGCUUAAAGCUGCCGUGGUGGCUGAGGGAGAGCGGGCAGGUUGCUGUGGCCGGGCAGAGUUGGACGGGAUCCCCCCCGCCCCGGCUGCCGCCUCCUCUUUUUCUUCCUCCUCCUUCUCCUCCUCUUUGCACAUCUGAGGGCGGCAGCGGGGCUGGCUCCCCCCUCCCGGAGGUCGCCUUUGUUUUCCCCGAGUCGCUCUCCCGAGCAGCCGAGGGGAUCGGGAGGGGGCCGGGGCCGGGCUGGACCAGACCGGCCGCCCCUUCUCCUCCUCGCCCCACAGCGGAGUUGGUUCGGUCUCCCCCCGGGCAGCUCUUCCCGGCCGCCGGGACCCCCCAUGGCACCGCCGCGAUGUUCGUGUCCCGGCUCCUGGAUUUCCAGAAGACGCGCUACGCCAGGUUCAUGAAUCACCGCGUCCCAUCCAACUGCAGGUACCAGCCGACGGAGUAUGAGCACGCAGCGAACUGUGCUACCCAUGCAUUCUGGAUCCUGCCCAGCAUCCUUGGCAGCUCCAUCCUCUACAUCCUUUCCGAUGACCAGUGGGAAACUAUCUCAGCAUGGAUCUAUGGCUUUGGCUUGUCCAGCCUCUUCAUUGUCUCCACCAUCUUCCACACCAUCUCUUGGAAGAAGAGGCAUCUCAGGACUGUGGAGCACUGCUUGCACAUGUUCGACAGGAUGGUGAUCUACUUCUUCAUUGCAGCAUCAUACGCUCCCUGGCUGAACCUGAGGGAGUUGGGUCCCUGGGCCUCCCACAUGCGCUGGAUCAUCUGGAUCAUGGCAUCUGUCGGGACUGUCUAUGUUUUCUUCUUCCAUGAGCGGUACAAGCUGGUGGAGCUGGUGUGCUACAUUAUCAUGGGCUUCUUCCCUGCCUUGGUCAUCCUCUCCAUGCCCAACAGGGAUGGUCUCCCGGAGCUGGUGGCCGGUGGAUUCUCCUACUGCCUGGGCAUGGUCUUCUUCAAAAGCGAUGGCCGCAUCCCCUUCGCCCAUGCCAUCUGGCACCUCUUCGUGGCCAUUGGAGCUGGCAUCCACUACUAUGCCAUUUGGAGGUACCUCUACCGGCCCGGCACACUGGAGGUUGAAACAUCCCGGUAGAUGCCUUAAAGACCAGCACAUGGGGGCAUGAGAGGAGCGGGGAGACAGCCUGUGCCAUGGGCUCACCCCAAACCACCCACUUGCCCCAUGGGCAGCUGCUGCUGGUGCCCUUCCUGCACAGACAGGAGAGUCUGGAGGUUGUUUUUAAACAGAUUUUCCUUUUUUAACCUUGGGAACUGUUUGGUUUUUAGGCACAGGUUUUGUAACACAGUGACCGACCAAGGGGCUGCUGGUGACAGCGGAGUGACCGUGUGCCAGGGGCUCGGGGGGGCUUCACUCACCUGCCUGGCCCUGAGCAUCCCAUGGGAGCAGAGACCUUGGCCCCACAAGCCUCUGGCUAGUGACACCCUGGGCUUGGCUGCUGGAGCCCUUAGUAUGGGCCACCCAAGGGACUGGAGGAGUCAGGAUGAGGGGAGAGAUCUGGCCCCUUUCCCCUGGGAUGCUCCAGCCAGGGAGGGGGCACAUUGGCACCCCUGCUUCAUGUGGGCCUAAAUGGACCUAAAUCAUUCCAGCAUUAACAACUCCCUCCCAAGUUCUCUAUGGGAAGGUCCAGAGACAACAAAGCCUUAUAUGAUAUUGAAACUGGGAUCUCUUCCAGGGCACCCUGGAGUCCUCAAUCACUGGAGAACCCUUUCUCUAAGCCAGUAUUAGGCACGCAACUCAGUACAUUCCCCCUAGAUGGGCCCUGGGAGCGCACCAGGACAUUUUCUCCCUGGGGUGCUUUGUUUUCCUCUCCAAUCUCAGUGCCGUGGCAGAUUCAAAGCACAGCCCAACUCCCAGGCUCUUACCUGUGCCUUCAGCAGAGAGCAGAGGGGGGGAUCCGGAUCCUGGCAUCCACCUGGCUGGGGUCAGCCCAUCCACAUCAAGGGAUUUUCUUUCUCCUUGAGGGAGGGAAGUGAACCUCCUUGGAUUGGGAUCAUGAGGCUGCCUGCCUUCUCUGCUUCCAUUCUGGUGAUGACCCUAUUGCUCAUCAUCAUUAAUUUCACUUCUGGGAGGAUUUCUGGCAUUCCCAGGGAUGAAGAUGCAGAGAAGAGAUCCAUCUGAGUGGUGCUUGGAAGUGAGCUGUGAUGGAGAGGUCCUAGUGAUCCUCAGUUUUUAAACACCUAACCACAUCUACACAGUGCUUUCCAGAGUAGGAUAACAAGAUAUGGAACACCCAUCCAGCCAUCAGGAGUAGCCUGAUUGAUAGUGCUGGAAUGGGAAAACCACGCUUGGUCUGCUCCCCAAACACAGCUACUGGAGCUGUUAAGGGCUGGUGUGUGCCAGGGUCUCUGCUGGGAGCCUGCAGAGCAGCACUGCUCUCAGUACUGCCUGCAUCUUCCCCAGGAGCCCCUGAAGGCAUUGAUUUCCCAUCAUCUCCUUUUGGUCUCUUGAUUAAUCGUAUCUGCAGCAGCCUUGGCACAAGGCAAGUAAAGGAGAUUUAUGGCCACUGUCCCACAUCUCCUGUUUCUCUGGUAGCCAAGGAGCCAAGCUCCAGGCUCUGCUCCAUCUCCCACAGAGCUUAGGAUCCCCCCAGCCUGCAUCGCCCUAGGAUUGUGCAUCAAACUACCAAAGAGAAAGCAUCCAGACACUCAUCUCCUCCUGACCCGGUGCCUGUGGUCACCAGUGCAGCUAAAGAACCCAGUGGGUUUUCACUUCCAUAGACACAAGGUUCCUAUAAGGGGCUCUGGGUGCUGUGCCCGGCACCCCAGCCUGGCAUGGGGCUGCUGGGUGCACUCUGCCCAGGUCACCCCAAAGCAGCCUUUGGGCUGGGGACAUCUCUUGGGGUGAUGGGUGGUCUUAGAGACAGGGGGUGAAUGACCCAGUGUGAGCCCAGUCUCUGCUGCUGCAUGUCCCAGGCCCCAGGGCCUCAUCCCUUGCUCCAUCAUCUGUCGCAGAUGGAGGGUGGAGAAGGAUGAGCCGUGAGUAACCAGCAGUUGCUGGAGCACGUCUGGGGUUGAAAUAGCAGGAUAUGAGGUCCCAGAACAGAAGAUGCCAUAUUUUUCUGUCUGGCAAGUCCUUACCCUUCUCUGUGCCUCAGUUUCCCCAUCUGUAAAGUGGGGGAGAAGACACCAACCUACCUCACAGGGCUCAUGUGAGGACCCUGUGGAGCACCUGGAGGACAACGAGUGCUUUACAAACACAUGUUCAACUUUCACCAAGUGGGGGACCAGGUUCCCAGAGUCACUGUGGGGCAUGGUGACAACCGCGGCUCUCCGCCUCUUCCAUCACUAAAUCCCACUGGGAACCAUGCUGGGAACAGACAAUGCACACAGCAGUCAGGGGCUGAGGAUGCCCAGGGACCACCAUUGUGUUUUGCCUGCAGGCUUCAUCCCAAGGGUUGAAGCUGUUUUGCCAUUGGGGGCUUCUGGAUCUAAAUCCAUCCUGGGGGCUCCUGGGGCUCACAGGGAGGUGCCAGAAGGACCUUUCCAAGGCCAUUUUAUCUCAGCUUCUUGCUGAAAAUCCAGGGCAGGGCAGAUGCCCAGGUGGGAAUGGGUGGCUGGGCUCCAUUGGGGACAUCGCCACGCUGCCUUGAGCCCAGAUUUGCCAAGUGGGCUUCUCUGUAAUUGAUAAAUCCUCCCUCUUCUCUUGCCUCCUAAAUCCUUCCCUCACAAAGCAGGGAGCGCAGAGCAGGUUAUGGGAUUGCCCUCCUGUUUUAUACUAAUUCUAAAUGACUCCUAACAUUCAGGAUGUCUGUGGAGGAGAGUUUGAGGGAUCUUUUUAGCAUCUCACAUUUUCACUGUCCAUUCUUGUUCGAUCAGUAUUUUAUAUUUAACACAGUACUGGGUCAAAUAAACACAAAUGUAUGGAAGAUAACGCUAAUGAAUAUUGUUUCCUGUGGAGUAGGAUUGAAAUAAAACCUCAAGAUACCUCA
Molecule: messenger RNA, 4122 nt
Organism: Strigops habroptila (Kakapo)
Lineage: Eukaryota; Metazoa; Chordata; Aves; Psittaciformes; Psittacidae
Gene: MMD2
Product: monocyte to macrophage differentiation associated 2
Exons: 7
Coding region: 528-1268 (246 amino acids)
Cellular component (GO): membrane
Molecular function (GO): pore-forming activity
Source: RefSeq, a predicted model, not a curated record